AACAACCCCCCCCCCCCCCAGCGAAAAGAAAAGGAUGUCCAGUGGUGAGCAACGAACUCCGCGAGAACGAAAAACGAGUCAGUCGGUUUCGAACGAUGCCUCCAAAACUUACACCUGUGUCGCCAGUCACGGUUCCCGCGGAGACAUGGCGGCAGCUCCUUCGAUCACUCCUGCGCGAGGCAUCCUAUCUCCCCGACCCCGUUGCCAGAGGCUACAUGCAUCGCUAUGUUCUCAGUCGAUUCCGACACUACACGAACAACCCCAGCUUCGAAGAACGGAAUGAUCUCUGGCAACGCUGGCGAUUGCGGAAGACAGCCAUCAAGGGCCUGUCAGUACUACGAAGAGCCAAUGAAGGUUAUAUGAAACCACUAGAGAAAGUCCUACGCAUGGCAUAUGGUCGCACCGGGAGUCGGAGAAGGCAACUCGUUCUAGACCUAAUUGCUCGAGCGACUCCGCCUUCGGAGCCGAAACCCAAGUGUUUGGAAGAUCUUCUGGCCAAGAGUGGCAUGACAGAGGACUGGAAACCGCCUGAGGUCGUUCAAGAUCUGUUGAAGGCUCAGCUCCAACAACCUUUGCUUCAACACCUCGAUGCCGCCCCAAGACUCAAGGAUUUCGAGCCAGUCAUACCCGAAAAGAAUGCAUGGGCUAGGCCGGUUCCACAUUGCCGACGAAGGAAUAUCAGAAAGAAAUGGUACAGCAGAGUCUUGGCCAACCUCCUUCCACCAGUCCCACGCCGCGAGCUAGGGCUUCUUGAAGGUCUAAUGUCAGGCCGAUUGCCAUGGACGCCACCUAAAAGAAGGAAAGCCAUCGUAGCUGCUCCUGCUCCUCCAUCUGAGCCCAAACUUGAUGUCGAUUUCCUGGUGGAUGGCCCAAAGAAGGGACAGACGUUCAAGCCCUAUGCCGGCGGGCGACCUCAUGUGUUCACACGUCGGCUCAUGGUCAGAGCUUGGAUGCGCAUCUCAACUCUAAUACCCCGCGUUCUCAUAAUUAAAGAGGUCGGGACUGGGAACUCAAAGCACAGGUUUACAUGGAAACGAGAAUCUGCAACCAAAACAAUUCUCCCAGCGAGAAAGGAGAUGAGUGCUGAGGUUUUUGAGGGCGUCGAUUCUCGGGGGAGAUUGCUCGCAGAUCGGCCGAAGCAAUAGCAGCAAGGCAACGGUCAAUCUCAAGACGCACCUGACGUCAAUUCUCACCAACAUACACACUCCUUAAGACACUACUUAAGG
Messenger RNA from Aspergillus uvarum CBS 121591, 1226 nucleotides. RefSeq lists its product as uncharacterized. The record is from RefSeq and is a predicted model, not a curated record. The transcript has a single exon. NCBI's taxonomy places the organism in Eukaryota, Fungi, Ascomycota, Eurotiomycetes, Eurotiales, Aspergillaceae. The coding region runs from base 96 to 1145 and encodes 349 amino acids.